AACAAAAAAAAAUUGAGAAAAAUCAAAAUUAAAAAUAAGUCAAAAAUAAUUAUAAAAAUGUCGCCACCAAACGAAAACACAAGACUCCUAGGCAACUGCACAGCCAAAAACAGCAGCAAUGGACACGUCCCACCACAAACAAAGGAAAACUCAUAUUAUAUUGACGUCAUGGAGAAACCAUUGUACAAUGGCUACGCACCCUUAUUAGAGGAUGGAGACUUCUCCGCCAGCCUCAGCCUGGAGGAAUUACUGCCUUUUGUCGACGAUCCCUGGUGGCAAAAGCUGCGACGUACACUCUUCUGCACAUUUUGGUUAGUCUUUUGGUUAAUUUUAAUCACCGCCUGCACACUCGCCUAUAUGCAGAACGACAAGCAAUGUGGGCCAACAAUAGCAGUUACAACAAUACCAACGAGUGCCAUGACUGUCGGGGUAGUUCAAAACAGUUGAGCACGACUUCAAAUGGCUUGAUCGCUCGUGGAUUUGGGUACCUUGACCGAGUUUGUCUAGUUCGGGACAAAAAAAAUUGGAAAUUAAAAAUUCAAUUUACAACAUUUAUAUUUUAUAAGAAAUUGGUUCAAAACCAAUUUAAAUCAAUUUAUCGAAAGUAGAUUUUUCAAACUCAAUUUUUACAAAAAAAAAAAAAAAAUCAUUUAAAAUGAUGCUUCG
Messenger RNA from Ceratitis capitata (Mediterranean fruit fly), 666 nucleotides. RefSeq lists its product as hypothetical. The coding region runs from base 58 to 447 and encodes 129 amino acids. The transcript is spliced from 2 exons. Lineage: Eukaryota; Metazoa; Arthropoda; Insecta; Diptera; Tephritidae. The record is from RefSeq and is a predicted model, not a curated record.